GUAGUGCGCCUUUUUGCAUGGCCGCCGUAUGCGUGCAUACCGAAAUAUUGUUUCGAGUGUCACGCAGCAUUUUCCGCCCGCAUCGGAGUCCACGCCGUCGUCGACGGGAAGAACGGGAGCGAGGAAGCCGAGGCGAGGCGAUUAAGUGAGUGUAAAAAAUUAUUAAAAUAGUGUGUUUCUUGUUGGAUUCUCUUACUCAUCAGUUUGCCAUCAGGGGAGGCAAAUACUCCAUCUAAGGAUCACGGGUUGGUCCUAAAGAAGUUGACGGAGUCUAAAGAUUUAAUAUUGGGCUCUUAGACGCUUAAGUGACUAAUAACUUUGUCUGGCGCCCAGAGAGUGAAUCAAGAAGUAUCUCUAACCACGCGACUCACCACGCGCAAUCAUGUCCAACGAAGAAACUUCCGCUGAUCGGAAUGUCGAGAUUUGGAAGAUCAAAAAACUCAUCAAGAGUUUGGAAAUGGCUCGAGGGAAUGGUACAAGCAUGAUCUCACUAAUUAUUCCACCCAAAGAUCAAAUAUCUAGAGUCAGCAAAAUGUUAGCUGAUGAAUUUGGUACAGCUUCUAAUAUAAAAUCACGUGUAAAUAGGUUAUCGGUACUUGGUGCGAUUACAUCUGUACAGCAUCGACUGAAAUUAUAUACCAAAGUACCUCCCAAUGGGCUGGUAAUAUAUUGUGGGACUAUCGUUACUGAAGAAGGAAAAGAAAAAAAGGUUAACAUCGACUUUGAACCAUUUAAGCCUAUUAAUACAUCUUUAUACCUUUGUGACAAUAAGUUCCACACUGAAGCUUUGACCGCUUUGCUAGCUGAUGACAACAAAUUCGGUUUCAUUGUCAUGGAUGGUAACGGUGCACUAUUUGGUACUCUCCAAGGAAAUACGCGCGAAGUUCUCCAUAAAUUUACUGUCGAUUUGCCCAAAAAGCACGGUAGAGGAGGUCAAUCUGCGUUACGUUUUGCUCGAUUGCGUAUGGAAAAACGACACAACUACGUUCGAAAAGUAGCUGAGGUUGCGACUCAAUUGUACAUUACCAACGAUAAACCAAACAUCGCAGGACUUAUUUUAGCUGGUAGUGCAGACUUUAAAACGGAGCUGAGUCAGUCCGAUAUGUUCGAUCCGAGAUUACAAGCAAAAGUAAUCAAACUAGUGGAUGUAUCUUAUGGUGGUGAAAACGGUUUCAAUCAGGCAAUCGAACUAGCAGCAGAAUCGCUACAAAAUGUUAAGUUUAUUCAGGAGAAAAAGCUUAUCGGUCGUUACUUUGAUGAAAUAUCACAAGAUACGGGGAAAUACUGUUUUGGAGUGGAAGAUACGUUGAGAGCACUUGAGUUGGGAAGUGUGGAGACUCUUAUCUGUUGGGAGAACCUUGAUAUCCAACGAUACGUGCUAAAAAAUCAUACAAAUGGAGAGGAAAAGGUGCUACAUCUUACGCCUGAACAAGAAAAGGAUAAGACUCAUUUUACUGAUAAAGAAAGUGGAGUAGAGUUAGAAUUAAUUGAAUGCCAACCACUUCUUGAGUGGCUUGCGAACAACUACAAAAGCUUUGGUGCCACGUUAGAAAUAAUCACAGAUAAAUCUCAAGAAGGAUCACAAUUUGUCAGAGGUUUUGGUGGAAUCGGAGGAAUCCUCCGCUACAAAGUUGAUUUCCAGUCACUGCAGGCUGAUGAGCCUCUCGAUGAUGUUGACCUCGAUGAUUACUAAAUUCAUCCGUGAAAAUCUGAAUAUCGAAUCCAGGUAUUUUACGAUACAAAGUCGACUUUCAAAGUAUGCAGUUGGAAGAUGUUGAGAUGGAUAACUUUGAUUUGGAUGAUUACUGAAAAAUUACAAUGAAAAAUCAGUGAACUCUCUCAGUCCUCAUUACUUCAAGAGUUAUAUAACAGAGAAAAUAAAACACGGAGUUAAGUAAUUUAAUUUAAAUAAAAUAAAAAUUAAAUAAUAAAAUGAAAUGACAAUGACAGCGCGAUUAUCUGGUGCAGUAUUUUUUUGGUAAUCAAGAUUUCGCGCACAUUUCUAUCUCUUUGAUCAUGUCAUCAUGUUCAAUCAUGAUAUUAGAUAUCAGUGAAGUUAAAACAGUUAAAUGAAUACUUUAAAUAUAAACAAAAUUAACAGAAAAAAAACAACUUUUUGA
Molecule: messenger RNA, 2120 nt
Organism: Chelonus insularis
Lineage: Eukaryota; Metazoa; Arthropoda; Insecta; Hymenoptera; Braconidae
Gene: eRF1
Product: eukaryotic release factor 1
Exons: 10
Coding region: 383-1693 (436 amino acids)
Biological process (GO): cytoplasmic translational termination
Cellular component (GO): cytosol; translation release factor complex
Molecular function (GO): sequence-specific mRNA binding; translation release factor activity, codon specific
Source: RefSeq, a predicted model, not a curated record